UUAUUCUAAUAGUCUACAAAAUCUCAAGAGUCUACAGAACUUAAUGCUAAUAAAUUCAUAACAAAUUAUUUACUGUGGUUUCUGUUCAGUGUCUAGCGGUAAGCAGUCAUAAACGAGGAAAGUUUUUCGUGUAAUUUAAGUAAUACUUAUAAGUACUAAAAUUUUCGUUAAGAAUCCAUGUGAAUAUGAUGUCAAGCAGUACGCCUACCGAAUGAAACAUUAAUCACCUGGUUAGGUCGGAAUGCUUAUCCUUAAACAUUUAUCAUAAUUUUGUGUCUUGGUACUAUACCUCGUAGUUUUCGUAAUAUAAACACUUAUGCACGCCUUGCGUGGCAUCCGUAAAUUACGUUUGCAAAAGCCAAAAUUUCGCCGCCGAGAAGUUAUUUUGAUCCUGUGUUAUGUUGUUGCCGGUUAUUUGUUCUCGUCGUUGUUUCUUCUCGCUGUUUUGGACGAAGAGCGGAUUUUGUCUCCCGGUUAUAGCGAAGAUUUUCACGAAACUGCUCCCAUCAGAUCAACUUUAUCCCGCAUUAGACGAUGGUAUUUUUCCAAUGUUUCCGCUCGCUCGAUUCCAGUUUCAGAAUUUGCUUUAGAUAGUCGACUAUGGCCAGAUGAUACCCUGGUUAGCGAUCGCAUUGAACGUCAGCUGUUGUUUUAUCCCGAUUCAAAGGGUCGUUUAACCGCGAAACUCGUAGUUAUUGUGAAAUCUACGUACAAUAAAAAAGAUCCCCGACAACGACGGCCGGGAAAAAUUCUGGACCAUGAUUACGAGCAUGGUCGCGGCAUCUGUCCGGUGACACAUUGUACUUUCACCAGUAACGAGAGAAAAGCUCAUAUUGCGGAUGCGAUCCUUUUUGUUGAUGGCAUACCUGAUUGGUAUACUGAAAUCUACGAUCGUCCGCAAAAUCAAGUGUGGAUCCUAUCCUUGCUAGAAUCACCUUACCAUACGAGAAGCUUCUCCCACGCUCAACAACUUAUAAACUGGACGGCAACGUACCGAUUGGACAGUGAUCUCGUUACUCCUUAUGGCAAAUUUGCUCUCUAUAACACGAGCGUGCGUCAGAAGACACAAGAACAUAACUACGCGUUAACGAAAUCCGGCCCUGGAAAGGUGGCUUGGUUCGUGUCCAACUGUGAAACGGGCAACAAAAGGAUGGAUUAUGCUAGAGAACUUGGAAAAUAUAUCCACGUUGACAUAUACGGGCGCUGCGGUACCCUCGAUGACCGACAGUGCCAGAAGUCAGGCACAUGCGACUUACUGCUUGCCAAAAGUUACAAGUUUUAUUUAGCAUUUGAGAACAAUAACUGCCGCUGGUACAUUACGGAAAAAUUAUGGACGGCCUUGAAGUCGAAUGUGAUUCCUGUUGUGAUGGGAGCCCCUAUAAGUGACUACGAAGCCGUUGCUCCAUAUAGAUCGUUUAUUCAUGUUGAUAAUUUUACCAGCCCACAGGAGCUAGCAAAUUAUCUGCAUUACCUGGAUAAUAAUGAAAAUGCAUACAAUGAAUACUUCAAAUGGAAACAUACCGGCGAAAUUAUCCUCACGUACACUUUCUGUCGAAUUUGUGCGUUGCUGCACAGUGAUGCCCGAUCCAAAAGUUACAAGGACUUCGAUUUUUGGUGGCAUAUGGGCGGGUCCGUGUGUACUAACGAGCCACUAGUCAAGGAAAUUAUAUGGGAUAUUUAGGAUGUGCAUAAAGGAUGCCACAAACGCUGUAUAUUCUGAUGCUCCGCUCUGCUGGUGUUUUUUGUACUUUUAUUACUUUUAUUUGUUUGUUUUUUGUACUUUUAUUACUUUUAUUACUUUUAUUUGUUAAUACCAACUAUGCCUAGUAACUGCUGAGGUCGGAACGAAGAGAAUUUGAAUAAAAAAUAACGAUUCAA
This is a messenger RNA of Paramacrobiotus metropolitanus, 1878 nucleotides long. RefSeq names its product glycoprotein 3-alpha-L-fucosyltransferase A-like. Gene Ontology annotation, molecular function: alpha-(1->3)-fucosyltransferase activity. The record is from RefSeq and is a predicted model, not a curated record. Lineage: Eukaryota; Metazoa; Tardigrada; Eutardigrada; Parachela; Macrobiotidae. The transcript has 6 exons. Bases 317 to 1681 code for a protein of 454 amino acids. Gene Ontology annotation, cellular component: membrane.